Messenger RNA from Raphanus sativus (radish), 739 nucleotides. Its product is annotated as temperature-induced lipocalin-1-like. The transcript is spliced from 2 exons. NCBI's taxonomy places the organism in Eukaryota, Viridiplantae, Streptophyta, Magnoliopsida, Brassicales, Brassicaceae. The record is from RefSeq and is a predicted model, not a curated record. The coding region runs from base 59 to 622 and encodes 187 amino acids.
AGGAAAUAAAUAUCUUCAAAAUCUUAGAGAAGAAGGAAAAGAGAGAAGGAAAGAAAAGAUGGCCACGGAGAAGAAAGAGAUGGAAGUGGUGAAAGGUCUAGACUUGGAGAGGUACAUGGGCCGUUGGUACGAGAUUGCUUCUUUCCCUUCCAGGUUUCAGCCCAAGGACGGUGUAGACACUCGCGCCACCUACAGCCUUAACCCUGACGGCACGGUUAAAGUCUUGAACGAGACGUGGAACGGAGGCAAGAGAGGUUUCAUCCAAGGGUCAGCUUUCAAAACUGAUCCUAAGAGCGAUGAGGCAAAGUUCAAAGUCAGGUUCUACCUCCCUCCUUUCCUCCCUAUCAUUCCCGUUACCGGUGAUUACUGGGUGCUGUAUAUAGAUCCUGAGUACCAGCAUGCGGUCAUUGGGCAGCCUUCGAGGAGUUAUCUCUGGAUCCUGAGCAGGACGGCGCAUGUGGAGGAAGAGACAUACAAGGAGCUGGUGGAGAAGGCGGUGGAGCAAGGGUAUGACGUCAGCAAGCUUCACAAGACACCUCAGAGUGACACACCACCCGAGUCCAACGCUGCUCCUGAUGACACCAAGGGCAUUUGGUGGCUCAAAUCUAUCUUUGGCAAAUAGUUUAUAGAAAAACACAAGACUUGUUUUCACCUCCUUUUACUUCCCUUUGUCUGUGUAUUGUCUGUGUAAUAUACUACUACCCCUUUUGUUUACUCCAGUGAACAUCAUCGUUCUGCU